AUGAUACCACCAUACCUCCAGCCGGUAGGAGCUGGAGAGCUGGAGCUGAAUCCCGACUCAGGCCUGAGUGCCCUGGAAGGCCGCGGCCUCCUUCGGGAACCUUCCCGCGGCCAACCAGCUCUCAGGAUCCCCAUCUCCACCGCAGUCAGCACCGCAAAGAAGGAAGACAUAAAGCAGAGCGUUAGAAAGCUACUCAACAGACAUAACAUCGUGUUCGGGGACUACACGUGGACUGAGUUCGAUGAGCCUUUUCUGACCAGAAAUGUGCACUCCGUGUCUAUUGUCGACACGGAGUUAAAGGUGAAAGACCCCCAGCCCAUUGAUCUGGGUGCCUGCACAAUUGCACUUCACGUCUUCCAGCUGAAUGAGGGCGGCCCCAGCAGUGAGACUCUGGAAGAGGAGACUGAGAACAUCACUGCAGCAAGUCACUGGGUCCUGCCUGCAGCGGAAUUCCAUGGGCUUUGGGACAGCCUGGUAUAUGAUGUGGAAGUCAAAUCUCAUCUCCUUGACUAUGUGAUGACGACUUUGCUGUUCUCAGACAAGAACGUCGACAGCAAUCUCAUCGCCUGGAACCGGGUGGUGCUGCUGCAUGGUCCUCCGGGAACUGGAAAAACAUCCCUGUGUAAAGCAUUAGCCCAGAAACUGACCAUUAGACUUUCAUGCAGGUACCGGUAUGGCCAAUUAAUUGAAAUAAAUAGCCACAGUCUCUUUUCUAAGUGGUUUUCGGAAAGUGGCAAGCUGGUAACUAAGAUGUUCCAGAAGAUUCAGGAUUUGAUUGAUGACAAAGAUGCUCUGGUGUUUGUGCUGAUUGAUGAGGUGGAGAGUCUCACGGCUGCCCGCAAUGCUUGCAGGGCAGGCACCGAGCCUUCGGAUGCCAUACGCGUGGUCAAUGCCAUCUUGACCCAGAUCGAUCAGAUUAAGAGGCACUGCAACGUGGUGAUUCUGACCACUUCCAACAUCACAGAGAGGAUCGACGUGGCCUUCGUGGACAGGGCUGACAUUAGGCAGUACAUUGGACCGCCGUCUGAAGCAGCCAUCUUCAAAAUCUACCUCUCAUGUUUGGAAGAACUGAUGAAGUGUCAGAUCAUAUACCCUCGCCAGCAGCUGCUGACCCUCCGGGAGCUGGAGAUGAUUGGCUUCAUUGAAAACAACGUGUCAAAGUUGAGCCUCCUUUUGAGUGAAAUUUCAAGGAAGAGCGAGGGCCUCAGUGGCCGUGUCCUAAGGAAACUCCCUUUUCUGGCUCACGCACUGUACAUCCAGGCCCCCACUGUCACCAUCGAGGGCUUCCUGCAGGCCCUGUCUCUGGCAGUGGACAAGCAGUUUGAAGAAAGGAAGACGCUCUCGUCUUGCAUUUGAUCUGAGCUCCCUGCCUGUGGGUCGCAAGUGACGUUACUGCUCACGGCAGCAGCUGCCCAGAAGUCUCCAAACACUCGGCGCACGUCUCUAGGCCAGAAGCUCCUGAGGCUAAGCAGGGUUCAAA
Molecule: messenger RNA, 1480 nt
Organism: Zalophus californianus (California sea lion)
Lineage: Eukaryota; Metazoa; Chordata; Mammalia; Carnivora; Otariidae
Product: pachytene checkpoint protein 2 homolog
Exons: 3
Coding region: 1-1356 (451 amino acids)
Biological process (GO): reciprocal meiotic recombination; meiotic recombination checkpoint signaling
Cellular component (GO): nucleus; chromosome
Molecular function (GO): ATP hydrolysis activity; ATP binding
Source: RefSeq, a predicted model, not a curated record